ACCGUAUAUAAGUCCAUUUAAGAGGAGGAAGUUCUCAUUUUCCAAUCGGCGUUAUCCAUGUAACAUCAUGUGGUUGUAUAUGACUUUUCUCCUAAUCAUUGGAUCGGCCAUAGCUGAUCACAAUAAUGCUUGGGAAACAGGAAACGAAUAUCACUAUCUUAUUCGAAGUCAGACACUGGCGGUCUUAGACAAGCUAGAUGAUCAGUCUUCUGGAAUUUUCAUCAACGGUGACAUCACCGUUCAAGUAAAAUCGUCAGACACACUACGGGCUGUGGUUUCUAACGCGCAGUAUGCUCCUGUGAACAAAGUAUUGCCGGAAGGUUGGAAUACCACCGACCUUCAGUAUCAAGAGCUUUCCCUGUCGGGAAAGCCCUUCGAGGUCAAGCUUCAGAACGGAUUAAUUCAAGAUGUAUUGAUCGAUCAAGACGUACCUACUUGGGAGGUGAAUUUGUUGAAGAGUUUCCUGAGUCAACUACAGAUUGAUACGCAAGGCCAGAAUAUGAUACCAAGCGAGGACACACAAAUGCCCGACGACAGCCAGCCCCAAGGUACAUUUAAAGUCAUGGAAGACUCUGUCGGUGGCAAAUGUGAGGUUCGUUAUAGUAUUACGCCAAUGCCUGAAAAUGUUCUCUCCGAGAACCCAGAAUUAGUACCCUUGCCAAAUCUCCGCAAGGAUGGUCAUCAUAUCGAUAUCAUGAAGGUGAAGAAUUACACUAAAUGCGAGCAGCGAAUGGCGUAUCAUUCUGGUAUCGUUGGUAGGAUGGCAUGGAAACCAGAAUCCAACGAUGGUCCUCUCUCGCGAUCAUGUACGAGUCGUAUUAUCAUCUCUGGCAACCUAAAACGUUUUACUAUUCAAUCGUCCGUGACAACACACAAAAUACACGUUAGCUCUAAAAUGAAUGACUCUACAUACUCUGGCGCUGUCUAUAAUAGGGUAAACUUAACUCUGGACAGAAUGAGCACUGUCUCCGAUCCCAUGCCUGUGUCCAACAAUCUCAUGUCAACCGGAAACUUAGUGUACAUUUACAACAGUCCGUCCGCCAACCAGCGCACACCGCGUCAUCCGAGUGACAUUCAAGGUUCUUCGGCAGCUCGGACGUCCGACAAUGACGGCAGCAGCAACUCGAACAGCGAAGAACGCGAUUACUUGCAACCUAAACCGAAAUUAGAAGACGCUCCGGAGAUUCCGCUAUUACCUUAUUUUGUCGGAUACAAUGGCAACAGCAUCCAAAAGUCCGACAAAAAUUUUACUGAAAUAAUGAUCGAUUUAAUCGGAUGGAUAUCCCUAAAAAUCGAAACCUACAAUAGUUUUGCAUGGAAGCCGUCAAUUCUAGACGAGAACCUAUCAGAAAAAUGUAUAAUGCUGAUUAGAGCGAUGCGUACCAUGAAUGUCACGCAGAUAGCUGAGAUAGAGACAACAAUGUCCAAAUGGAUGGCCUCUGAAUUAGCCCGCGGUCAAAGGGACGAAACAGUUCACAAAACUAUGUGGGAUAUCUGGCACAACGCCAUUGGACACGUCGGAACUGGACCAGCUCUUAUCACCAUAAAAAAUUGGAUACAAAACAAAAAACUUGAGGACAUGCAAGCGGCAAAUAUUAUUUCUCGAAUUCCCAAAGCAGCAAUCACGCCUACGGAAGAAUAUGUUAGAGCGUUUUUCGAGUUGAUUACGGAUGAACAAGUAACGAAACAGAGAUUUUUGAACACGACCGCACCUGUGGCAUUUGCAGAAUUAAUCUAUAACACCCACAACAAAAUGGCAUCCCGCUACUAUCCGGUCGACAGUUUCGAUCAUAUGGUCCCCAAAGAUGACAGAGCGCUUGUUGAAACUUAUAUUCCGUACAUGGCCACUCAAUUGAGAGAAGCUAUCGACGAAGGCAACAAUCCUCGAAUUCAAACGUAUAUUCUGGCAUUAGGUGGUACUGGUCACCCGAAAAUACUCUCCAUUUUGGAACCGUAUCUAGAGGGCAGCUUGCGGAUAUCGAAGUUCCAACGUUUCUUCAUGGUUAUCGCAUUAAACAGAAUAGGCGAACGCAAUCCGAGUCUCAUCAGAUCUGUUGCCGAAAGGAUCUAUGGAAAUACGAUGGAGGCUUACGAAUUACGUUGCGCAGCUGUCUACGUCAUAAUGAACACCAAUCCACCUCUAAGCCUACUGCAACGAAUGGCAGAAUUCACUCAUGAGGAUCAAGACAACCAAGUAAAUUCCGCUGUCACGACUAGCAUAGAGGGCCUCGCUAAUUCGAAGGACCCGGAGUUCCAAGAACUCGCUGACAAGGCGCGUAUCGCAAGGAAACUGUUAAAACCUUCAACUUACACUGAAAAUUAUUCACACAGCAUCCUUCACGAGAUAACUGUCGCCUCCUUAAAUAUUGCUCAAAAAACUUUUCUGUCAACGAUUGGUAGCGACGACAAUAUAAUGCCAAAAGCUGCAUAUUUUAUUGUAGAACAAUCUUUCGGUGGCUUUAAUUUCCCUCCCGGAAAAGGAUUUUAUGCUAUAUCGAACAUAAAUGAACUGCUAGAUAUGUGGUACCAGAUGCCCUGGAUGAAGCGAGAUAACGUCGAAAAGAAAUUGAUUAUUAAAGACACUAUCGACAAGCUUGGCAUUAUACCCGAAGAGCCGGAACAGAUCGAAUGGAAUAUGCUCGCAGACUCCUUAUUUUCAAGACAUUUCUAUGCCUUCGAUAAUCAUACGUUUGACGAUAUCGCCAAUAGGAUCACAAGUUACAUUGAAGCGUUGAAGUCAUCCCGAGAUUUUGAAUCUAGAAACUUGAAUAAUCUACACUACUACGACAGGACGCUAGGAUUUCCGACUGAAAGCGGCCUGCCGUUUGUUUACACAUUAACUGUAUCACAAGUCACAAGAAUUGGUGGCGCGGAAUCUCACGAAAUGAAAAACUUAUCCACUGAGGACUCUUUGGACGUAACAGUGGUGGGCAACAUGGUAAAUAGCGACAAGGUCCAAAACAGAAUUGGUUUCGUCGCGCCUUUCGAGCACAGACAUUAUAUUGCUGGUAUCGACGUCAACGCAGAGUACUUUGUACCAGCUGGUUUACGUUACACUAGAGAAGGAAAGAAAAUUGUUCUGCAGAUACAGCCCGAUUAUUAUCAAUAUAUCGGUACCGGGCAUGGGAUGAUUUACUACAGCGUCGUCCCUUAUACCGCAAGACACGACAUUCUUUCUUUUAGCACUGAUCCCAGCAAUGACACACUCGUGGUGAACACGAAGAAACCACAUGAAGUAGGACUUACGCUAGACGCUUUAAUAUAUGUACAAUGUGUGAUGAAAAGUGAUCAUAUAAACGAAGAAGCCUCGAAGAAAACAGGACUUUCGGCUGCCAUAGAGAUUGCUGAUGUGUUUCGUAAAGGUGGCGCUUAUUACAGAAAAUUUCUCGCAAUGUUCUUUCUCCCGACUUCACAAGUAAAUAUAACUUUCGACUCUUCCCGACACGCGAUGUCCACCGUUGACGCCAGUGCGGAGGCAAUAAUUCCUGCAAUAGUGGACAAACAACCGGAAAGCGAGGCGAGAAAGGAGCAAUUACUAGAUGAAGUCAACAAAGAUGUUAAUGCUGCCGUCAGUUAUGUCUGUGACAUAAGUCUUACUAGUGGCUCUAGUAAUUACGUGUUGACCCUCGCUUUGGCAUACAGCCGCCCGAAUAACAAAUUUCAGACACUUUUAUAUUGGAAUGCUCAAGAUGCCAGCAGCGGAGAAGUCUCCCAGGAGAUUUGUGCUAUUGGAAACACAAAGUCAUCACACAUAACACCUCUAAGCUUUAACAAAGCAAUUGAUGAAAUUCCGAAGUGUGAUUUUAAAAUUGAGAUGCGACUUGGAAACUGUACGAACGGAGAAACAUUCAGUCUGAAAGGAAAUUUGACUCGUUCUGAUGAUUUCAAGGCGAGGGCAAUGAAAUCCGAGAUAGUUAAGAAGUGCCAGGAAGAGAUAAAACAAAGCAAUGGUUGGCUACCAAUUUGUCAAGAUGCCAGCGAGUUAAUCAGACAGAAAGAUCAUCUGAUGAUGUCAAUAAACUCGGAACGUGUUUAUGUUGAUGCCAAUAGUUUUAUGCUUAACAUUAAGGGAAUUUUGGACGUAGAAUUGGAGACUUUCUCAAACACGGGACUUACUGAAGAAAACAUUGUCGAUGUGGACAUGAAAGCACUGUCCGAUAAUGAUACGAUAAUUUCUUUGCGCACCGUGGACUUGGGCGUCACGUUCUCUCUGCUAGAUAUUUGUGAGCAAAAACUGAAUACUUUAAGAAUUUUGAAUAUACUUGGCAGAGAAGACCCAGAAGGAUCUGUGUGCGUUCUCGACAAGACUCAAGUUGUUACUUUUGACGAGAAGGUCUAUCCUGUGAAAUUAGGGAAUUGUUGGCAUGUGUUAAUGACCACUUAUCCGAGACGGGAUCCCAAUAAUCCCAAAGAAUUGUUGAGUAUCCCGAAACAUAUGAGUAUGAUGGUCAUGGCACGAGAAAUGGAUGAUGGCAGUAAACAAAUCGAAAUUAUCUUCGGUGAUCACAAAAUUCAUCUGCAUAAAUCGGACAAUAGUUUCGAAGGAGCAUUUGACGACCAAAUAAUUCGUUUCGCAAGCAGUAACUCUGAAGGUCCUGAGAGUUUUCGAGAAAACACCUUCGAAACUUAUCGACUAGACGAUAUGAUCGCAAUUUUCUCACUUGAAUAUGGAAUAUACGCUGUAUAUGACGGAGAACGUCUCAUGCUACGUCUAUCCCACCGAUAUCUCAGUGCAGUACGUGGUCUGUGCGGCAACUACGACACGCGAUCCAACAACGAUUUUAUCAGCCCUAAGAAUUGCAUCUUAACAAAGCCUGAAGAAUUUGCUGCUACAUACGCCCUGACUCAGGAAAACUGCCAAGGACCCGCUUUGGAGAACAAACAAAAAGCCGAACAAUCCACAUGUAUUCCGAGGUCGGAUCAACCGAGUGAUGUCAUCAGUGACAUAGAAGCGGGAAGAUCUGCUACGAGGAAGAGAAGAUGGGGCUAACAUUAAGAUAACCAAUACAUUUCAAGGAAAUUAUUGCAUUGAUGAUCAUGUUGUUUCAUUUAAUAAAAUCUUAAGAGUUGCAAGCAUA
Messenger RNA from Vollenhovia emeryi, 5078 nucleotides. RefSeq names its product vitellogenin-1-like. Gene Ontology annotation, biological process: lipid transport. The record is from RefSeq and is a predicted model, not a curated record. Bases 68 to 4990 code for a protein of 1640 amino acids. The transcript is spliced from 7 exons. Lineage: Eukaryota; Metazoa; Arthropoda; Insecta; Hymenoptera; Formicidae. Gene Ontology annotation, molecular function: lipid carrier activity.